ACCGAAGCCCCCGGCGAUCCUGCUCCCCGCAAGGAUCACCCGGUUGGUGGAGGAACAACGCCUUGUCGUUGGAAUAGGAAGCUGGCGCCCCUGCACGCCCGCCCUCCCUGCACAACGCCCGACCUCGGGCCAGGUUGUGAUCCCGCCAACAGGUCCUUGCCGGAUCCUGGCUCUCCGCGUUGGAAGCAGUAGGAUCGCUGCUCUGCGCGGGACCCUGACCUGCCAAAGGGGUCAUGUUGCAGAUGCGUCGCCAAAACAAUAUACACCUCCGCCGGAAGAAUUAUGUGCCACGACUAGGAGUGCCAAGCAGCCUUUCGAGCAGAGAACAGGACGCUGACCGGGCGUCUGCGUGGAGAAGAGGCAAGCCGAUAUAAUGAGAGCUCUCUGUGUGGUGAGGAGCCGGCCCUGGAUGGCAUCCAUCAACAUAGCAACACACAGAGACACACACCAAGACGCCACACCACGACGGAAGACAACAUGACCCAGCUCUCCCUCCUCGGCACUCUGCUGCUCCUGGCGUCCUCGGCCGCCGGCCAGACGACGCGCACGACGAGCACGACGCGCACAACCCGCGUCACGACCAGCACCAUCAAGUGGCAGGCCUCCGGCGGCGUCUCGUGCCCCCACCCGGCCGUCAACACAGUCUGGCCGACGCCGACGGGCAGCACCUCGUACCCGACGGCGUCGGUCAUCCCGGCAGGCGCCGUCUUCGACGGCCGCAUGGCCCUCUUCGACCGCAAGGGCAGCCCCGGCGACUGCAGCGGCCAGAAGGAGCAGGACGAGGCCGCCGCCGUCUUCAUCCUCGAGCCCGGCGCCACGCUGCGCAACGCCAUCAUCGGCCCCGCCCAGGCCGAGGGCGUCCACUGCCGCGGGCCCUGCACCAUUGAGAACGUCUGGUGGGACGACGUCUGCGAGGACGCCGCCACCUUCAAGGGCGCCGGCCCGCGCUACGUCCGCGGCGGGGGCGCCCGCGAGGCCAGCGACAAGGUCUUCCAGCACAACGGCGAGGGCUGGCUUCACAUUGACGGCUUCUACGCCAACAAGUACGGCAAGUUCUACCGCUCCUGCGGCAACUGCAGCCAGCAGUUCCAGCGCCACGUCAACAUUACCAACUUUGUUGGCAUCCAGGGCACAGUCGUGGGCGUCAACCAAAACUACGGAGACACCGCCGAGCUGUCAAACUACUGUCUGGCCAAGGUCGGCGUUGUCUGCACUCGCUACAACGGAUGUGUCAAGCCCUGUGAGGCCGGAGAGGUUGGCGAGGGCGAGCUCGAGCCUUUCUGCAAAAUCAAUGGCGAUGACUGGAGCUAA
Molecule: messenger RNA, 1311 nt
Organism: Verticillium dahliae VdLs.17
Lineage: Eukaryota; Fungi; Ascomycota; Sordariomycetes; Glomerellales; Plectosphaerellaceae
Product: pectate lyase
Exons: 3
Coding region: 478-1311 (277 amino acids)
Biological process (GO): pectin catabolic process
Cellular component (GO): extracellular region
Molecular function (GO): pectate lyase activity
Source: RefSeq, a predicted model, not a curated record